Molecule: messenger RNA, 1576 nt
Organism: Nematolebias whitei (Rio pearlfish)
Lineage: Eukaryota; Metazoa; Chordata; Actinopteri; Cyprinodontiformes; Rivulidae
Gene: rhof
Product: ras homolog family member F
Exons: 5
Coding region: 447-1079 (210 amino acids)
Biological process (GO): cell migration; small GTPase-mediated signal transduction
Molecular function (GO): GTPase activity; GTP binding
Source: RefSeq, a predicted model, not a curated record
AGAGGAAAUCAGGAGUGAGGCCUUUUUGUGUAAAAGCUGCUUCAUCCUUUUUUUUUUUUUUUUUGUCCAAUUCCCUCCCAUUUGUGGAGGCAGUCUCUUCAUCGAUGCACACACCCAGAAAGAAACGAGCAAACACUUGCAGAGGAGGAAGUAGGUGCAGUCAGACUCUGUAGCUUCAUAUGUGCACCUCAGCGUGCAGCCUUAUGAUGGGACAGGAGAGAAGUGUAGGAGGGUGGGGGGGCUCAGCUGGAAACAACGUCAGAAUGACAGGAACAGGAAGCGGUGAGCACUGAGGCACCUAAACCAUGAGUUCUGCUGCGUUUCUCAGACCUCAGCCAUCCCAAAUGUUCAUUUAGCAGAUUUUCACUCGUAAGACUUAAAUCUGGAGGCAGCAUCUUCUGCCUCGUCCUGCCUGGCCCCUGUUUGACUUUGCUCAGAGGCAGAAAAUGACACAAAACGGUGCCGGGCCCGGCCAUGGCAACACAAAACAGGGAGAGGAACUUAAAAUUGUGAUAGUUGGGGACGGAGGCUGCGGGAAAACAUCUCUUCUGAUGGUUUACGCCAAAGGGGAUUUUCCAGAGAAAUACGCUCCAUCAGUGUUUGAAAAGUAUGUCAAAACCGUUUCUCUUGGAGGAAAAGAGAUUAAACUCAACCUGUACGACACAGCUGGACAGGACGACUACGACAGACUGCGGCCUCUUUCUUACCAGGAAGCCCAUCUGGUUUUAGUCUGUUUCGACGUCACCAACCCCACCAGCUUUGAGAAUGUUUCAAUAAAGUGGCAUCCAGAGGUGAGGCACUUCUGUGGGGACACGCCGGUGAUCCUGAUCGGCUGCAAGACUGACCUCAGGAAGGAUAAGGAGGGUACGAGGAGGCUGAAGGCCUUGAAUCUGGCUCCCAUAACCUACAUCCAGGGUGAGCAGACCCGGCAGCAGAUGAACGCGGAGCUCUACCUCGAGUGCUCGGCUAAAUAUCAGGAGAACGUGGAAGACGUUUUCCGGGAGGCGACAAAAAGAGCUCUGGCCUUCAGCCGUAAACAGAAGAACCACAAGCGGAAGAAGAAAUGUGUUGUUCUGUGAAGAUUAAAAAAUAAAUAAAAAAAUAGAAGGACUCUCCGGGUAUCCCACUUUAGCCACAAGGCGACUGCUGCUCAGGAUCUUCGCUCACAUUUGGAGUGGACAGAUGUGACCACUGGUCCCAGCCAGGCUUCCUUGAAUGACGCAACAGGAAAGACAAUUAUUCAAGUUGCAUACAACUUGAAACUUCUUUGAAUGUCACUUUUAUUCUUUUUGUAAAACAGUAUUUUGCACUGUAUGUAAAUGACAGCAAGUUGUCCAUGGAAAGCAUUUAUUUAUUGGGAGAAAACUGAACUGCUAGUUUGUAAAUCUUGAAUAUGAAUUGUUCUGAAGAACAGCUUAAACAAAUGGAUAAAAGCAGUUCGAGUUGUGGGACUUCAAAAUGGUGCAGUAGCUUCAAAAGUAUUAAAAUAAACUUGGGGAAGUUGUUGAUACAGCUACAGCUGGACUCUUAGCUUUGCCAACAGCGCCCCCUAAAGGUGGAGAAUUAGCACCCUGGC